CCUGAUCUGUUUAUUUAUGACAGUGCCCAUUUGGUGCUCCAGAGGAAUCUCUCUGUUUGUAACACCAAAUGGACAUCAUUUAGAUUAACUAAAACAGCUUUCACUGGGCGAAGUUAAAUGCAAAUCUGAGUCUCCCUCUGACCAACUCAGGCUUUUACAAGGAGCCAAGCUAGCGAUGGAUCCCCAGGACUGUCCUUGUGCUACCAGUGGCACAUGUGGUUGUACUGGCAGUUGCAAAUGCAAAAAUUGUAGAUGUGUAUCUUUCAAAAAAAGCUGCUGCUCCUGUUGCCCAGCUGGAUGCAAUAAUUGUGCCAAGGGCUGUGUCUGCAAAGAGCCAGCAUCCAAGAAAUGCAGCUGCUGUCACUGAAAUGGACAUCUUCUGUGCUCCUGUGAAUAUUUGUAUGUAAAAAAGUGGUGUUUCUGCACUGAUGAUUGUUGUACAACUAUGAGUGUGAGGAAUGAAAAUAAAGGCUUUACUUGAGAAAAAAAAAUCACUCCUACUCAGCCAGUGUAACUCCAGAUCUGAAGUACCCACCCACUCCAGGCUUGAAAUCCAACAUACAUCCCUAAUUCUGUCAAAGCACCUCUGUGCUGCACUUCAGUUUCAUUUGCUGUCUCAUUUCAACCAAUAGGAUUGAGGUAUGCAAAUCAAUUGGAGGCU
Messenger RNA from Mauremys mutica (yellowpond turtle), 661 nucleotides. Its product is annotated as metallothionein-like. NCBI's taxonomy places the organism in Eukaryota, Metazoa, Chordata, Testudines, Geoemydidae. The transcript has a single exon. Gene Ontology annotation, molecular function: metal ion binding. The record is from RefSeq and is a predicted model, not a curated record. The coding region runs from base 176 to 367 and encodes 63 amino acids.